Pecten maximus is the source of this 1486-nucleotide messenger RNA. RefSeq names its product putative nuclease HARBI1. The record is from RefSeq and is a predicted model, not a curated record. Lineage: Eukaryota; Metazoa; Mollusca; Bivalvia; Pectinida; Pectinidae. The transcript has 3 exons. Bases 192 to 1187 code for a protein of 331 amino acids.
AGGCCCCGCUUGCACAAAACAUCUCAAACUGAGAUUUGAGCUCAAAUUGAGAUUUGAACUCAAACUCGAUCUCAAAUUUGAGUAUUUUCUCAACUUGGCUUUCACAAAGUACUUACCCAGAAAAUCUCAACUCAACUUUUGAGUUUUUUCUCAAAUAUUUGAGACGGCUCAAGUGCAGUCUCAAAUCCAAGAUGGCGAUCGCUUACGCGUUAAGGAGACGACGAAUGCGCCGGGAUUGUCGUAGGUUCAGACCGCGCUUCAGGCUUAAUUCAUUCUGUGAUAGGGAAUAUCGGGAACGAUACAGAUUUUCGUUUCAAAGUAUCUUAUUUAUUUUAAAUCUGAUACGCCCGAAGCUUGAGACUGCAACUACGCGUAGCAAAGCUAUCUCGCCAAUUUUGCAGUUGUUAGUAGCGUUAAGGUUUUACGCUACUGGGUCCUUCUUUCGUCUCAUCGGCGAUUCCGUGGGUUUGUCCGAGGCAUCGGUAUGUCGUUGUGUACAUAAAGUAUCAGCAGCAAUAGCAAGACUUGCUCGACGAUUUAUCACUUUUACAGACGACGUGAACACGAAGCAACACUUCUACAAAUUGAGCAGUAAGUAUCCACAACUUUUCCUUGUGCGAAGUUGGCGGUUCCCCAAUGUUGUUGGGUGUUUGGAUUGUACACAUGUAAGAAUUCAAGGACCCACAGAAAAUGAGAAGGAUUUUGUGAACCGCAAAGGCUUUCAUUCACUGAAUGUCCAGAAUAAAAAGAUGCCACGAUCAACUACAAAUUCUGACCCAGCUUUGUACAUUUUGCUUUCAGGAACAUAUGAUGGGCUCCUGUUGGGAGAUUCAGGGUAUCCCUGUAGACAUUUCUUAAUGACACCUUUCAUCAACCCCAGCACCAAUGAGCAGCAGAGGUUCAAUAACUCCCUGUGCAGGACCAGAACAACUAUUGAGCAGACAUUUGGCAUAUUAAAAAGAAGGUUUGCUUGCCUUUCAGUUGGGUUGAGAGUGGCACCAACCAAGGCAGCAGGGAUAAUCAUGGCCUGUGUAGUAUUACACAACAUAGCACAAGAAAAGAAGGAAGUGUUGAAUUGUGAACAUCAAAAUAAUUAUAAUGAAGUUGGAAAUCAAUUAAACUAUGUUGGUCCUGAUGCUGGUGGUGCAGGAGUGAGAAACCACAUCUGUCAAAAUAAUUUCCGUUGAUGAAUUCUUUCAAUACACACAGAAUUAGAAUACUGACAUAUCCAGAACAAGGUUGGGUUAAUUGUAAGUUGUAUAAAGUUUGUAAUUAAUUAACCUAUAAAAAAGAUAACAUUCAUCAGUCAUAAUUGAACUAUUUUAUAGACAUAGCUAGCUGCAUCAUACAGAUCCAACAAUUUCAAAGAUAUAUUGAUAUACAUGAGAUGUAAAUUCCAUUAAAGUCAUUGAUACAUACAAGAAUAUGUAAACAUCUGAUGCAAGUACUCGCAUACAUAUAAUGAUAUUUUUUCAGUAUAACUCUA